CCCACCCGCGCCCCCCGCGCCCCCCGCGCGCGCCAGCAUGAGGUACUUCCGCGCCAAGACCAGCGAGUCCGCGAGCAAGAGCGCCAAGCGGAGGUCCGGGCAGGACGCGGCGCCCCUCGCCGCCGACGACCAGCCGCAGUGCAGCGCGGCCGGCGCGUCCGGGGCCGCGCGAUGGCAGCAGGAGCAGACCAAGGACCCGUACCGGCGGCAGAGGACGCCGAUGUGGAAGCGGACCACCAAGGCGCAGCCUGCGCGCCCGGCGGAGCCCCUGGACGCCGCCAACGCCCCGGCCGCCGGGGACGUGGAGAAGGCGACAAAGCUGUACAAGCCAAAGUCCGCGACGGCCAAGGCUGCGUCCGAGACCUUGAUCGGGCCGGAGGAGGUCGAGCUCGUGCACAAGGAGCAACAGACGUCGUACACUACGGUUCAAGAGGGUGGCACUGUACUGGAGGAGUACUGCGUCGAGGACUACUUCGUCGAGGAGCCCGUCGAGGUGCCGUCCGUGACUCGGUUACCCGUGGCGGGACCGUCGCGGCCAGCCGACGACGAGGAUGACGACGACACCGACACGGACGACACCGCGACGGACGAGGCCGUCGGUGGGGUGCCCUCGACAGCGACGGCCUCGACAUCCGUCCCCGAGUCAUCGACCUCGGACAGGCUGUCGGCCGAGCUCAAGGCCCUGGUCAGCCUGGUGGAGAUGUCAGCGGGGAGCCCUAUUCGCUGCACGUCCUCGUCGAGAGUGUCGGCCUCGGCCACGCCCUGCGAGGAGACCAAGAAGGCCGAGGCGGCUGACGGGGAGGGCGAGGGCAUUCGGACCUGGCAGCGGAACUUCCUGGGCAGACUGACGAGGGCCCGGCAGCGCAGAGACAUUCGGCUCAACCGGAAGGAGGUCCUCAGCAUGCAGCUGGUGCUGGAGACCGUGCUCAAGCAGCACAUGGCGCUCAGCAGGGAGGUGGAGGCCGUCAAGGCGAACCUGCAGUGGGAGAGCCUGGAGCCGGUGUCGCUGAGCCGGGCGCUGUCCAGGCUCCAGGCCGAGCGGAACGAGGAGGCGGCCGCCCUGGACAAGAUCCUGGCCUGCAAGGACAAGGAGCUGCAGGCCCAGCGGGAACAGGCGCGCGCCGCGGCCGCCGCCUCCAAGAAGCAGAUCGAGGUGCUGGAGCAGAGCUGCCGCGAGAAGGACGCCGACCUGGAGAAGGCGGCCCUGGCGCUGGCCACGGUGCACGCCAUGCACCGCAAGGCGGUCCAGGACGCCGCCAGGCAGAGCCAGGAGGACGUGGCACAGGCCCAGGCCGCCCUGGACGCACUGCGGGCCUCGCACGCCGCGGCCGAGGCCGAGAUGGCCGCGCGCCACAAGGCCGAGCUCAGCGCCCAGCUGGAGGAGCUGAGGAAGACCAUGCAGGCCGAGAUGGACGAGCGCGAGGCCGCCCUGGAGGCGCGGCUCAGCACGCUGCGGACGAACGCGGCCGCCAAGGAGUCCCGCCUGGAGAUGGAGAGCCUGCGGAUGAGUCGCGCGCUCACCCAGCACGAGGCGCACCUCGGCCGCCUCAUGGGCACCGUCGAGCAGCUCCAGGCUCAGGUCCGCGACCAGGAGGCGGCGGCCAAGGAGGCCCGCGAGGAGGCCGCCGCCAAGGGAAAGGCCCUGGUGGCGCGCGAGGCCGAGCUGCUGGCGGCCCGCGCCGACCAGGAGGACGUCGAGGUGCUCGUGAGCAAGGCGCUGAGCGCGCGCGACAGCGACUCGCAGCACCUCCGCGACGCGAUGGAGGCCGCGCGCAAGGACCACGAGCGGCAGCUGCAGACGCUGCGCAACGCCGCCGAGAUCCUGCGCUCGCAGAAGGACGUCGAGGCGCUCGCGUACAGCCAGGCCGUCAACGAGAAGGACCUCAAGAUCAGCGCGAUGAUGAUCGACGCGGAGGGCAUGCGUGCCGCGAUCGCGGACGCCGAGAACCGCCUGGCGGAGGCGCUGGACGGGCGCGGUCGCGCCGAGGAGGCCAACGCCGGCCUGCUCAAGACGGUCGAGGCCAUGAACAGGCAGCAGGAAGACCUGACUCUUCAGCUGCGCCACAACUUCGGCCAGUUAGAGUCCCAGGCCGCCCAGCUCCAGGCCCAGGCUCACGAAAUACAACACCUGAAUGAGCUCCUGGCGCAGUCCGCGCACGAAACGGAGGAACUCCGGCGGGUCUACAAUGACAGCGUCACCGAGGUUGAGCGGCAGCGGAGGAAGAUCCUGGAGCAGAAGGACGUGGUGGCGGAGAGGGACCGACUUCACAAGGCACUGAACGACCUGCACGCCAACACCGAGACAGAGAUCGGCAACCUGCGUAAGGCACUACGUGACCAUCAGCACGACGGAGACGAGGCCGCCCGCCUCAAGAAGGCCCUAGACAAGCUUCGCCAGAACAGCGCCGCCGAAGCUGAGGAUCUACGCAAGGCGAUGCAGGAACUCCACGACAGCCACGUCGUCGAGGUGAAACGCAUGCAGACCGCCCUGCAGGAGGCCCGAAGCAAGCGGAAAACGGAAGCGGAGCACUUCCGGGAGGCGCUGCACGAGAAGGACGUCCAGAUCCGCGACCUACAAGACGAGUUUGUAAAAUUUCGUCUCGAUCAGGAGGCGGUGCAGAGCGAGCUGAGGGUGCGGAACGAGGGCCUCGACCGGGACGUCUCUGUUUUAAAAAACUCCGUCAGCCAAAUGAAGACGGCGCACCGGGACCGCGUGACCGCCCUGGACAAGAAGGCCAGCGAGCUGGCCGAGCAGGCCCGGAGGCACAAGCAGGACGCGGAGCAGGCGCGCGCCGAGAGCCGGGACCUGCAGCAGCGGGCGCGCGAGGCCGAGCGGGCGCGCGCGCAGGCCGAGCAGGCCCUCGCCAAGCAGCGCCAGGGCGGCCAGGAGAGGGAGGGCCAGCUUAACGACCUGGUGCGGGAGCGCGACGAGCUGCUCGCGGACAGGGACGGGCUGCGGAUGGACGUGGACCACCUCGCCAAGCAGAGGGACAACUGCCAGAUCGUGGUGGAGGAGAAGGACCGCGAGAUCCGGGCGCUGCGGGACAAGAUCGAGCGGCUGGAGGCGCGGGCCGACGGCGCGACUGCCGACCUGCAGCAGGACCUGCGCGAGCGCCAGGAGGAGUCGGCACGGCUGCGCGUCGAGCUGGACACGGCGCUGGAGCAACGCGAGGCGCUGCUCGCCAAGGUGUCCAAGCUGUUCAAGGUGGUGCGGCGCUCCUUCGACAGGAGGACCUCGGAGAAGGCGGCCCUGGAGCUCGAGCUGCAGGAGACCCGCGCCCAGCUCGACGGCGCCGUGCAGAGCCACCAGGCUGAGCAGGACAAGCUGAUGAAGAUGAUGCUGGGCAAGGAGAACGACAUGAAACAGCUGCGCGAGAACUUGCACCAGUACGAGGACCACCUGCGCAGCACCAAGGAAGAGAUGGACGCCACCAACUCGCUGCUCAAGCGCAACAUCGUGGAGCUGGAGCGCGAGGCGCACCGCCGCGACGCGGAUCUGAGGCGGCGGGACGCGGAGCUCGCGCGGCUGCAGGGGAUCCAGGCGGACGUCGGCAAGCUUCAGCUGUCGGAGCAGCAGGCCCUGGAGCGCGCCAGCCAGCUGGAGAAAAGCCUGGAGGACAGCAAGCGGCGCGAGGGCGAGCUGCAACUGGAACUGGACGUGGGCAGGUCUGUGCUCAAGAAGAACACCGAGGAGUACCGGCUCAAGAUGGAGAAGCUGCAGCAGAACGUGGAGCACAUCCGGGCCGAACGAGACUCGGAGCUGACGGUGCUCAAGGACACCGUGGCGAGGCUCGAGACCGAGCUGUUGGACAGGGACCGCCAGAUGGAGAUCCUCAAGAGCGAGAACUCGAACCAGCUGCUGGAGCUGCAGCACGCGCUCAACGGUCGCCAGGACGAGACCGAACGGCUGACGGACGAGUCCGAGAGGCUGCACCGCGAGAACAAGGCCCUCCGGGACAAGGAGGCGGACCUGCGCCAGGCCAUCGCGUACCUCGAGGACGGGGUGGCCGAAGAAGUGAGGGAGCGGGACGAGCGGAUAGCGGCCCUGAACGAGGAGCUGCAGCGCAUGGCCGAGGUCAUGAAGGACGCCGUCCACCGUGACGAGCAAGAACACCUCCAGGUGGCCGAGGCCCUGCAGGAGGCGGCGCGCGCCAAGGAGGCUGAGCUGGCUGCGCUCAGGGAUGCACAGCGACGGCAGGCCGCGGACGCGGUGGAGGCCGUCCGACGGAAGGACGAGCAGAUCGCGGCCUUGGAGGAGGCCGUCGAGAACCUGAGGACCGGCCUCGACCUAGAGCUCCUGCGGCUUAAGGACCAACUAAGUCAGAGCGAGAACGAGCGGAUGCAGCUCUCGACCCACAUCUCCAUGCUGGAGACGCAGCUCCAGGACCAGGUUUCGCUCAUGUCCAAAGAGAUUGCGGACAAGGAUGCGGAGAUCCGGGCGCUGGUCGAGGCCAAGACCAACGUCCAGCCCAGAAUCGAAAAGGAGAACGCCGACCUUUCCGAAGAAAAUGCGCAGCUGCUCGGCAUCAUGCAACGCAUGAAGAAGGAGCGCGAAGCCGAGCGUGAGAUGCGGGAGGCACUGCAGGCCGAGAUGCACGAGGUCAUCAAGACGACCAACGGCGCGCUGCGGGCCAAGGAGGAUCGGCUGGAAACGCUCCGGGAUGACGCCGCAGAGGCCGUCUCGCUGAGGCAGCGCCUAGAGGAGGCCGAGAGAGAGAUGGGAACCCUGAGAGCGGCCGCGGCCGAGGCCGCGCAUCUGCAGGAGAGGCUCGAUACGCUGGAGACGGCGCUGUCCAGACAGCACAAGAAGGACCAGGAUUUUCUCCGGGAGCAGCUCGAGAAGGCCCGCAGAGACGCGUACGAGGCCGAAAGAAAGGCCGCUGAGGCGACGGCCUGGGCCCGGGCGCAGUCCGAGGCCGCGGCUGGAAAGAGGAACACCGAGAUCCUCAACCUUCCCGCCGAGGCCGUGAGGCAGGAGCUACGGUCCCUGAACCAGGAGGAGGGGGACGCCGGCACCAUGGAGAGACAGCUCCGCUCGCGCCAGCUCGAGGUCGACAAGCUGAACAAGAUGGUGGAGGCCCUGCGGGCGGACCUCGGCUUCCAGAAGCAGCUCUUGCUCACGUUCCACGAGGGCCGAGCCUACCUGGGCGCGCCCUCCGACCACGACAGCCUGACCAAGACGGCCAAGUUCAUCAGGGACCCGCGGAACACGGCCGAACUCACCGCGCUCCCCCAGGACGGCGACCACCGUCAGGCGACACGCUCUCACCGCCGUCCGCAGUACGAGCUCAAGAGGGCGCUCUCCGAGGGCGACAACCUGGACUUGUUUAGCACGCCCUCCGACCUCACCCUCAGCUCCAUAACCUCAGAUUUAUCGACGACAACGUCCAAGACGGCUGUGCCUGCCUACAGUGGUGACGUAAUUGUAUGAUUGUUGUUUUUGUUGAUUGUGAACGCGUCUCUGUCCUGUUCCACAUGUCCAUAUCGUAGUUUGUGCCUUCUCUGUUUUGUACCGACCCCUGUAGUAAAUAAACCCCUGUGACCUGGUG
Molecule: messenger RNA, 5549 nt
Organism: Frankliniella occidentalis (western flower thrips)
Lineage: Eukaryota; Metazoa; Arthropoda; Insecta; Thysanoptera; Thripidae
Product: plectin-like
Exons: 7
Coding region: 38-5431 (1797 amino acids)
Source: RefSeq, a predicted model, not a curated record